AUGAAAGAUACUACAAUUAUCAUCGACUACACACCAAUACCGUUGAAGAUCAAAGCAAAGAAAUUCUUGAGACAGAUGCCGAACUUCCUCAAAACCUACUUUGCAAGCAUAUUUCCCAUCUUUCAAUGGAUCCACAGGUACAAUUUGACUUGGCUGGUACAAGACAUCAUUGCCGGUGUUACAGUGGGAAUUGUCAUUGUGCCUCAAAGCAUGGCUUACGCCAAAAUUGCCAAUCUUGAUCCACAAUACGGACUAUACACUUCGUUUGUCGGCGUGUCACUCUACUGUUUCUUUGGCACAUCCAAAGACAUUAGUAUUGGCCCCAUAUCCACGGUAUCCUUAUUAGUUAGUUCCGUUGUUAAUUCCGUAAUCAAGAUUGAUCCUAGCAUUACACCUUCUGAGAUUGCUGUUACUCUCGGUCUGUUUGCUGGAAUUAUCAUGCUUAUUAUCAGCUUUCUUCGCUUGGGUAUUCUCGUGGAUUUCAUACCUGAACCUGCCAUUGCGGGAUACAUGACCGGGUCAGCUAUUACGAUUGUUCUUAGUCAAUGCCCCAAGUUGUUUGGCAUUCCAGAUGUUUCAACACAUGAAUCGCCCUAUUUGAUCUUUGGCAAUGUGCUAGCUAAAUUGCCUCACACUCAUCUGGAUGUUGCAUUUGGACUAGCCUCGCUGGUGUUUUUAUACACAAUUCGAUUUGCUUGCGGCAGAUAUACAGCUAAAUCACCGGCGCUUCGAAAGGCUGUUUUUUUGUUCGGCAUCAUGAGAAACGGCCUGAUUGUCAUUGUGGGCACAUUCAUCUCCUUUAUGAUCUGUAGAGGCAAAUCAAAGAGCCCCAUCUCUGUAAUUCAAUCGGUGCCUGCUGGCUUUGAUGCGAUGGGCAUUCCUACAUUGCGCUUUGAUAUUCUCCAAGAAGCUGGAGGCAUUCUUCCGUCCAUUGUCCUCAUUUUGAUUUUGGAGCACAUCUCUGUAGCCAAAUCAUUUGGAAGAAUCUAUGAUUACCAGAUUAGUCCAGAUCAGGAAAUAUUGGCCAUUGGCGUGAGUAACAUCGUGGGGUCAUUCUUUGGUGGGUAUCCUGCUACCGGUGCCUUUAGCCGUACAGCGAUUAUGGCGAGAUCUGGUGCAAGGACACCCAUUGCAGGUGUUUUCUCUGGCGCAAUUGUUGUAUUGGCCCUCUACGCCCUUACUCCUGCUUUUUACUAUAUCCCUGACGCUGUUCUCGCCGCCGUUGUAAUUCAUGCUGUUUCUGAUAUUGCUUCCGGAAGUAAAUACCUCAAGGAGCUAUGGCAUGCUAGCUCUACGGAAUUCUUUGUAUGGCUUGGUGCUGUCCUAGUCACCAUCUUUGUCGACGUAGAAACCGGCAUCUACGCCGCUGUGGGUCUAUCUUUGAUCUUGAUGCUCUAUAAACUGGCCCGACCACCCAUCAAGACACUGACAAGAAUUUCAACCAAUGAUGGCAAUAAGCCAACCACAACAGAAAUGUAUUUGGAUGCUCAGGGCAACAAAACAACCACUAAUAUCUCUUCUGACAAAGAUAGACACUAUGUGUAUGUCGAUGCAGCGGACCCCAACUUUAAGGACUAUAUCGCUCCCGUGCCAUCAGGUAUUCUUAUACUCAAACUAUGCGAUUCUCUCCUCUACCCCAACGCAGAGCAUAUCUCGGAUGCUAUUGUCUAUACAGUAAGACAAAAAACAAGGUGCGGAAACACGGCUGACAUGAACAAGAGCGACAGUGAUCGUGCUUGGAAUCAUAGUGCACAAACACAUGAUUUCGAUGCUUUGCAACUGCCGGUUUUAGAAGCCUUGAUCCUCGAUUUCAGCGCUGUCUGUCGAUUGGAUGCAACGGCACUUCAAAUUCUUGCUACCACCCGUGAUACAGUAGAUAAAUACGCUGGCAGAUCAGUGGAAUGGCAUUUUUCCGGAUUGCAAGGUGAGUCUGUUCGUCGUGCAUUACUCCAUGCUGGAUUUGGUUCCUACUGCGCGCUAUCUGGAUCAGAGAGCUCAGGCAAUUGCUCCCUUGUUUCCUUGGCCUCUGCAAAUGAUUACCAAAUACCCUCCUCUUCAGCAGUAGCCUCGCCUAAAUUGCCCAUGCAACACAUCGUUGUCAAUCACCAAGAAGGCCUAGAAUCAAGCAAUUUCAUUUAUGACCUGGAAACAGGAUCAGCUAUUAAUACGGGCGUUCCUGGAAGUCAUGCAUGCAAUCCUAUCUCUAACGCUCCUUGUACGCCAAUAGAUCGUUUUCCUUGCUUUCACUGGGAUGUCGAUUCAGCAGUACGAUUCAUUUGCAAGCGAUGGCACGACAAGGCUCAAAAAAUAGAGAAAUUGGAUACUGGCAUUGCUAUCAACUAG
Mucor velutinosus is the source of this 2343-nucleotide messenger RNA. RefSeq lists its product as uncharacterized. Gene Ontology annotation, biological process: transmembrane transport. Gene Ontology annotation, cellular component: plasma membrane. The coding region runs from base 1 to 2343 and encodes 780 amino acids. The record is from RefSeq and is a predicted model, not a curated record. The transcript has 6 exons. Lineage: Eukaryota; Fungi; Mucoromycota; Mucoromycetes; Mucorales; Mucoraceae. Gene Ontology annotation, molecular function: sulfate transmembrane transporter activity.